Messenger RNA from Meloidogyne enterolobii, 369 nucleotides. The record is from the annotation of a GenBank genome assembly. Lineage: Eukaryota; Metazoa; Nematoda; Chromadorea; Rhabditida; Meloidogynidae.
AUGGAUUUAGAUUUGGGUCUAGCCAGAUUAAUGGAUAGACUCAGUCUAAAAGUUGAUAAUUUGAAAGAUGAGAAAGAGGAGUUGCGUGCCCAGGUGGAGGCACAACACCUGGUGAUAGCUGGCCAGCGCCAGCGGAUACACGUUCUGAGGGAAAUGUCCCGGCACCUCCUGUUUCGAGUUGAAAUGCUCGAACAUUGGGCGGUACAGACCGCAAUUGGAAAUUUUAACCGGGUGUUUCCGCCAGUUGAUGAAGAGCUGAUACUUCAGCAUCAGCAUAUGGAGGUGGAUCCUCCUCAACAACAACAGCAACAGGCUGAGAAUCCUGUUGAUGAGGAAAUGAAUGACGAUACGAGCAGUGAAGAGGAAUGA